Spizellomyces punctatus DAOM BR117 is the source of this 4597-nucleotide messenger RNA. RefSeq lists its product as uncharacterized. The transcript is spliced from 14 exons. NCBI's taxonomy places the organism in Eukaryota, Fungi, Chytridiomycota, Chytridiomycetes, Spizellomycetales, Spizellomycetaceae. Gene Ontology annotation, molecular function: ATP binding; ATP hydrolysis activity; ABC-type transporter activity. Gene Ontology annotation, cellular component: membrane. Gene Ontology annotation, biological process: transmembrane transport. The coding region runs from base 360 to 4397 and encodes 1345 amino acids. The record is from RefSeq and is a predicted model, not a curated record.
AUUUUCCGUGACGUGGACAACGCUUUUUGCUUAACGUUGUUCAACAGUUUUUCUUGCACUUUAUGAUCAGAUUGCACAAAAUGAAAAGGAACACUUUCUGCACCUUAAUUUUCGUGACCUUUUUCCCAGUUUCAUGGCCAGUCAGCUUCAAUAAUAGACGCGCGGAAGCGGACAACUUAUGAAAAUUAUGGCAACUUUGUUAGACAACCAUGGGCCAGCAAGACAAAGUGACCUCUCCACCUCCCCACGACCUUUUAUUUAGAUGACCUGGCGAACAUGGGGUUUCUUAAGCUCCUUUUUAAAAGACCGCCUUGGACAACAAUCCUGGUGGAUAUUUCAAUAGGCGGCCACGUAUUAUCAUGGCAGGCUACAAUGAGCAAACGCAUCCGGUGGAGAAGGGUUUCAAGGUGGAAGAAGUUAAUGUUGAUGAUAAUACACAGAAAGAAAUUAAUCCGUCCAAUAUUUUUGAUAAAGCUUUUAUGACAUGGCUUACUCCUUUAAUGAAGCUGGGGUACCGUAAGGCUCUCCAACCAGAGGAUCUUUACAAUGUCAACAAAAAGAACCAAGCGAGCGUUGUAUCUCAUGUUUUGGAACCAUUUUGGCAUGCCUUGGCUACAUAUUUGGACGACAAAACCAAACCAAGUCCACAUCCAUUCAGGUUUAUGCUAAAGGCCUUCUUCCUCCCUUGGUUCAUAUCCGUCACUUUUGCUGUCCUCUCAGUGUGCAGUGAGCUUGCAAUCCCCAUUUUUAUCCAACAGCUCCUUCUUUACGUACAGCCGGUUGAAUCUUCUCGGCGCGAAGAUCUAUGGAUCCAUAGUGGAAUAGGCAUUGCCUUCUGCGUUCUGGGGCUUCAAGUAUCCACAACUCUAUGUCGUGUCGUAUCUGAACAACUCGUGAGAACAGUAAUGAUGGACGUAAGAACCGUCUUAAUCGGCGCUAUCUAUGAGAAGAGCCUGCGGUUGAGUGGGCAGUCUGCACAGAAAUUUUCGCAGGGAAAGAUUAUGAAUAUGAUCAACGUGGAUGCUGAAACCAUCAGCUUUAACUUGUUUUUCAUGAACAUGCUCAUUACAUCACCAAUCCAAAUCGCUGUGGCCAUCAUUCUUCUCGUUCGUCUAUUGGGGGCAACAGUGUGGGCUGGGGUCGGAGCCAUGAUAGGCCUGUUCCUGUUGCAGAUACCCGCUAUGAUCUUUUCCAAAAAGUAUCAAGUUAAAAUUUUGGCAGCAGGCGAUGCUCGCCUAAAGGGUGUUAGGGAGUCUUUAUAUGCUAUCAAGAUUAUCAAGCUCCGAGCCUGGGAGGACUUCUUUUUGAAAAAGGUUUCUGCAUUGCGCGAGAGACAGGUCGCUGCUCUGAAGGGCAAUUACGUUUCGUUCCUCGGAUUCAUAUCCAUUGGACAGCUGACGCCCAUCAUCAUGCCCAUCGUGGCCUUUGUGGUGUACAGCUCUGUGAACGGCUUUUUGGAUCCCACAGUGGUCUUUCCUGCCCUCAUUCUGUUCAAUAUACUAUUUGCACCGAUGUUGGACCUUCCGCAGAGUGCGACCAAUCUUAUAAUGGCAAUAGUUUCUUGGGGCCGUGUCGCAGAGUACCUUGUCACUUCGGAAACACAACCUUUAGCGAUUGCGCCUAUCAGCUCUAAUGGUGGUGAUCACCCGGAAGCCGUCACGAUAUCUGAUGCGACGUUCAAGUGGGAAACUGUAAAGGUAGAUGAGGCAAAGAAGAAAGGGUCAAAGAGGAGCAAAAAGAGGCAGGACACAAAAGAAAGAGAUGCUUCACCAAAUCAUGGCGACCUCGAACCAGCCGACAGUUCAAUGACCUUGGUGCCCCCAGAGUCGAAGUCAUCAACGGACGAUCAGCCCACAGAAACCCUACCACUCUUCCGGAACCUGAACCUCACGAUCGAACGAGGAUCUUUGACGGCUGUCGUCGGUUCGGUAGGCUCAGGAAAGAGUUCUUUGCUGUCAGCGAUUAUAGGAGAAAUGUCAAAGCUCGAUGGCAAGGUACAUGUCCGAGGAACAGUCGCAUAUUGUACCCAGCAGCCGUGGAUCCAAACCGAAACCCUGAAAGCCAACAUUCUAUUUGGUCAGCCAUAUGACGAAAAGCGCCUGCAAAAUGUAGUCCAGGUAUGCGGGCUUGAAGCCGACCUUCAUCAACUCCCUACCGGAAUCGAUACCGAAAUUGGAGAGAAAGGAGUCAACUUGAGUGGCGGACAAAAGGCCCGAGUGGCUUUAGCUCGCGCUGUCUACGAAAAUUGCGAUAUCUAUCUCCUCGACGAUCCCAUCAGCGCCUUGGACGCUCAGGUCGGUCAAGCCGUGUAUAUUGAUUGCAUAAAAGGCGCACUUGCCGGUAAAACCCGCGUGCUGGUCACGCAUCAUUUGCAUCUUCUCCAAAACGUCGAUAAGAUCAUCGUUCUGGAAGACGGAGUCGUAGUGGAGCAGGGCACGUUCGAAGGGCUAGUUGCAUCCGGUGGUCACUUUACGGAGAUGAUGAAAGAUUACCAGUUGGAUGACACGUCCGAAGAAGAGGAAGAGUCAAAUAAAGUAACUGAGGUGAAGGACGCCAGCAGCGAGAGCAGAAAAGAAGCAGGCGGCUUGAUUGUAGCGGAAGAUCGCGUCAUUGGUGCGAUCCGGUGGAAAACGUACAAGGCAUAUAUCGUGGCGGCCGGCGGCGGGUGGUGGGCUGGCGCAACCAUUGCGAUGCUCGCUCUGCUGCAGCUCUCAUCCAUUAUGACCAACUAUUGGUUGACAUGGUGGGCAGAAAGGAAGUUUGCGUGGGAAUCCGAUGGGUAUCUGCUGGGAUAUGGACUUCUCGGUGCGGCAUUGGCAAUAAUGACAGUCAGCGUGAACGCUAUUUUGUUUUACGGAAAUUACAAGGUAGCGAAGAAGAUUCACCGAGCCGCUUUCAAGCGCUUGCUUCAGGCACCGAUGGGCUUCUUCGAUAGUCAGCCUGUGGGGCGAAUAUUGAACCGCUUUUCAAAAGAUGUGGAUGCUAUUGACCGGCGAUUGUGGGCGGAUGUUCUCUUGACACUCAUCAGCAUUGCCCACAUUUUGGGAACCAUCGUCUUGCUUAGCGUUGUCUCACCAUAUAUGCUCCUUUUCUUCACCCCUAUUUCUGCCCUCUAUUACUACAUUCUCCGUUUUUACCGAUCUUCCUUCCGUGAACUGAAGCGCCUUGACAGCAACCAGCGAUCGCCGCUAUUCUCACAAAUAAGCGAAUCGCUCACUGGUAUUCCAACCAUUCGAGCGUAUAAAGCCGAGGAACGCUUCGUCAAGCGUCAACGAAUGCUCAUGGACUUGAGUAAUGCGCCAUAUUUCCUAAUGAUGAUCGCCCAGCUAUGGAUUACUAUACGCCUAGAAUUAUUCACCUCCUUGAUUGUUUUCAUUCUCGCUAUGCUCGGUGUGACAAAAGUAGUUGCAGGCACUUUAAUCGGCUUGGCCUUUACCUAUGCAGUUCCAUUAACCCAGUAUAUCAACAUGAUCCUUCGUUCUUUUGCAUUGCUGGAAUCCAAUCUUAACUCUGUCGAGCGUCUGCAAGAAUACGCGACGGAGCUUCCGGAAGAAGCGCCCGCAAUCAAGGACAGCGAUCCACCAUGCGAGGCUUGGCCAAAAGGCGGCGAGAUAGCCAUUCGCGACAUUGAGCUUCGAUACCCUUCGCGACCCGAGCAUCCAGUCAUCCGCGACCUUUCGCUAGAGAUUUCGCCAGGAGAGAAGAUUGGAAUUGUGGGUCGAACGGGCUCUGGAAAAUCAACCUUGUUGACCGCCCUGUUCAGAGUUGUGGAGCUAUCGAAAGGGUCAAUUUCAAUAGAUGGACAAGAUAUCGCCAAACUCGGGCUCAAAACCCUCCGUAGCCGCAUGCAAAUAAUUCCCCAAGAACCCGUCUUGUUCACGGGCACCAUCCGCAGCAACCUAGAUGUUGAAAAUCAAUUCUCUGACGCUGAGAUCUGGGAGACGCUGGAACGUAUCAACCUAAAAACUUACGUAUCCUCGUUGCCAGAUAAACUCGAGUCUCCUGUAACAGAAAACGGCGAGAAUUUAUCGGUCGGGCAACGACAGUUGAUAUGCCUCGGUCGUGCAAUUCUCAUGAAGCCGAUCAUUUUGGUCAUGGAUGAAGCGACUGCUUCUGUUGACGCCCAAGCCGACCAACUGAUUCAACGCUCCAUUAAAACCCACUUUGCCAACGCUACAGUACUGAGCAUUGCACAUCGGCUCAAUACCAUCGCCGACUUUGAUCGCGUGUUGGUCCUGGACAAUGGAUGUAGAGCUGAAUUUGAUAGCCCACACAACUUGCUGGCACGACCAGAAUCCCUGUUUUCACAAUUGGUGGAUGCAACGGGUGCGGCGAAUGCCCAACUGUUGCGGGAAAUUGCGGCGCAGCAUGACCAGAGGCGGUUAGAUGUAGAAUAGACGUAUUAGUAAAUAAAGUAUUCGUGUUGUCUCAAUUUCUGUAUCAAAAGGUUCUCCUUCGCGCUUGAGGACAGACCUAUGAGCAUAUACAUGCUGGAAAGGAACGUCGCCGUCAUUGCAGCGACUAGCUUUGCUUCUAGUUUACUCUUUGCAAAAGUAACAUGAGAACGUAAUUUUAUAGCGACGUGCCUGAUCACUCA